GGAGAAAGGUGAAGAAGGAUAGGGAGGGAAAUAUGCAUAAAAAAGUGUAAAAUUAAAAAGGUGGUUCUCGUAUUAAAUAGGUGGACCGGUUCAACAGUGCUUUUAAUCUCUCUCACUCAUACGCCGUUUUCUCGAGCUGUAUUCCUACAUUCCUAGUCUUUAGCAUCCCUUCAAUGUAUCGAUGUUCACGGUGCUUGGGAGGCCUUUAUCACCUUAGUGAUCUCCUCCGUAGCCGGGUUCGUGAUCUCCGUAUAGAGCUUUCGCAGAAAAAGGCCGCGGGCGCGUCGCCUUUGCGGGUGCUCGACCUCGAAAACCAGCUUGUCAUCGAGCUCGGCCGUAGUGCUCGGCCGGAGGAGCGCACGGAGGCGUUGCGGAGCGCGGAGGAGGUGUGGCGGCGGCUGGAGGAUCCCCGCACCCCCCUCGCGGCGCCCUCACGCACGGCGAUGCGGGUGAUGCUCUGCACGACAAUGCGGCGUUGCGCGUUGCUGGCAAAGCAUCGCGAGGCGGCGGAGGUGUGGACGGCCCGUUUUGCACAACGCGCGGCGCGUCUUCAGCCGCAGGAUUUCAUCCAAGACGGGGAGGAGAUGCGGGGGUGGGAAAAAACGCCGACGCCGACGACGGCGAAGUCGACUUCCCCGCUUUCCCCUUCCUCUUCACAGCUGCGUGCCCAGUUCGGCACCAGCCUUACGGAGGAGGAUAUCGACGAAAGCGCGCAAAGGGGGGAUGUAGGGGCCUCUCCAAACGAGGAGGGAGAGAAUGAUGCGCAUCCGAAGCGACGGGAGCUUUCUCCGAUGCAGAAAUACCGACAAGAUUUGGUCCUGAGCCAUCCGAUGAUUGGGAUUGUCUUCAAAGGUCGCCAAGGGCCCGGACCACGCUACACCGGGUGA
This is a messenger RNA of Phytomonas sp. EM1, 887 nucleotides long. NCBI's taxonomy places the organism in Eukaryota, Euglenozoa, Kinetoplastea, Trypanosomatida, Trypanosomatidae. The record is from the annotation of a GenBank genome assembly.